AUGCACUGUGGGAGUCCCUCUGGGCUGGCCGAGGCUAGAGCCGCCUCCCUCGCUUGCGGGCAGGUGUGGAGGGAAGGGCAUGGGUGGGAACCAGGGCUGCGCGCGGCGCUCGCGGGCCAGCACGAGUUCCGGGUGGGCGCGGGCUCGGCGGGCCCAGCAUUCGGCGCGGCCGCCCGGCCGGCGCCUCCGGCCCCGGGCAGUGAGGGGCUUAGCACUCGGGCCAGCAGCUGCGGAGAGGGCACCGAGUCCCCCAGGACUGCCGGCCCGCCUGCGCCGCGGGCUCGAAUUUUCCCGCCUCCCUGCUGGGCAGGACUAGGGACCUACAGCCCGCCAUGUCCAACCCUCCCCCCGCCCCGUCCGAGUGCCCCCUCUCUCUUGCGUCAGGAAUUCUGGGUGGGCUAUGAACAGGCCAACUGCAAGGGUGAGCAGUUUGUGUUUGAGAAGGGCGAGUACCCCCGCUGGGACUCGUGGACCAGCAGCCAGAGGACGGACUCCCUCAGCUCCCUGAGGCCCAUCAAAGUGGACAGCCAAGAGCACAAGAUCAUCCUCUAUGAAAACCCCAACUUCACCGGGAAGAAGAUGGAAAUCAUAGAUGACGACGUCCCCAGCUUCCACGCCCACGGCUACCAGGAGAAAGUGUCAUCUGUGCGGGUGCAGAGUGGCACGUGGGUUGGCUACCAGUACCCCGGCUACCGCGGGCUGCAGUACCUGCUGGAGAAGGGAGACUACAAGGACAGCAGCGACUUCGGGGCACGUCACCCCCAGGUACAGUCCGUGUGCCACGUCCGCGAUAUGCAGUGGUACCAAUGUUGGCGCCUUCCACUCCCCUACCAUGCCUUCUUCCCAGGACCCAGGCCUGCUGCCCAGGAACCUUCCAGACCAACCAGAGAUGACUGGCUGGUCUUGGGAUCCCUGAACAUUUGUGAUCUGCCUGCCUCAGCCUCCCAAAGUACUGGGAUUACAAACAUGAGCCACUGCACCCGGCCAGCCUUGAAGAAAUUAUUUCUAAUCCCCAGUCACAAAGAAAUUCCCUAAUACAUUUAUUUCUCUAAACUUUUUAAACAUUUGCUCUUUACAUUUGCGUUCUUAAUCCUUCUGGAGCUGAUUCUUGUAUAUGGUGUAUGGUAGAGAUUCAGUGUUUUGUUUUUUUUUCCUCUUUGGAAGUCCAGUGUCAAUUCAUGAAGGAGUCCAUUUGCUGCACUGCGGCGGAGUCCAUUUGCUGCACUGCGGCGCAGUCACCUUGCUGUCCUAUCCCCUUCCCCACAGAUGGGGUGAUUUUAUGGGCUGUCUUUUCUGUUCCUGUAGUCUGUGUAUCCCUGCACUCUUGCCACAUUGUUAACGACUAUUGCUUUGUAGUCAGUGUUGAGGUCCCUAAAACGGGGGCCCUCAAACCCUGGGCCUCCCAGGGCCUGAAAUGGGGGUUGCACAGCAGGAGGUGGGCAUUACAGCCUGAGCUCCGCCUCUUGUCAGACCAGCGGUGGCAUUAGAUUCUCACAGGAGUGCAAAUCCUAUUGUGUGAACUGCACGUGCAAAGGAUCUAGGUUGCAUGCUCCAAUGAGAAUCUAAUGUCCGCUGCCCACAGCCCGUGAAAAAUUGUCUUCCACAAAAUCGAUCCCUGCUGCCAAAACAUUUGGGGACCACUGCCCCAUAACAUGAUUCUUUAGGAAUGUUUUAGAUGUUCUUUCCCCUUUAGGACUCCAUUUAGAAGCGUUCCCUCACAUUUGGAAAAGUGGAAAACCUUGUUGAAUGAGCCAAAGUGGUUAAAAUGAUUAUCAUAAAGGUAGAAACCAGUAAGUGCUCCAUAUACACCGUAGAAUACUAUGCAGCCAUAAAAAAGAAUGAGUGCAUGUCCUUUGUGGAAACAUGGAUGAAGCUGGAAACCGUCAUUCUCAGCAAAUUGACACAGGAACAGAAAACCAAACACCACAUGUUCUCACUCAUAAGUGGGAGUUGAAAAACGAGAACACAUGGACACAGGGAGGGGAACAUCGCACACCAGGCCUGUCAGGUUGGGGGGCAAGGAGAGAGCAUUAGGACAAAUACCAAAUGCAUGCAGGGCUUAAAACCUAGACGAUGGGUUGAUGGGUGCAGCAAGCCACCAUAGUACAUGUAUACCUAUGUAAGAAACCUGCACGUUCUGCACACGUAUCCCAGAACUUAGAAAAAAACAGUUAAGUGCUCAAUAAAUGUUACUGUCAUCUAUUUCUUCAUUCUUCAACCAAUACCUACUGCGUGCCUAUUUGGAUACUUGGCUUAGUACCUGGGUGAUGAAAUAAUCUACAACAAACCCCCAUGACACGAGUUUAUAACAAACCUGCACAUGUACCCCCGAACUGAAAAGUUAAAAAAACAGAAUCCGCACAAGUCUAAGCUACUUCCCUUGAGGAAAAGACUCCAGCUGAGAUGAGAUCUGAAGGAAGAGUAGAGGUUGCAGGGCUAAAGAAGAGUGUCCCAGAUGAGAGCGGCAUGUGAAAGGCCCUGUGGUGGGAGGAGCCUGGUAGCUCUGAGAAACUCCACAAAGGCAGGGUGGUGGCUGGAAUGCUCAGAGAUGUGGGGGCACAUGGAAAACCUUGUUAAAGUGGUUAAAAUGAUUAUCAUAAAGGUGGAAACUAAUAAAUGCUAAAUAAAUGUUACUCUCAUCCA
This is a messenger RNA of Macaca mulatta (Rhesus monkey), 2643 nucleotides long. Lineage: Eukaryota; Metazoa; Chordata; Mammalia; Primates; Cercopithecidae. The record is from RefSeq and is a predicted model, not a curated record.